Molecule: messenger RNA, 2674 nt
Organism: Caenorhabditis sp. 36 PRJEB53466
Lineage: Eukaryota; Metazoa; Nematoda; Chromadorea; Rhabditida; Rhabditidae
Source: the annotation of a GenBank genome assembly
AUGCACUAUCUCUUUUCAUUUUUCAUCGGACUUUUUCUCGGCGGCACGGUAGUCGCCAACCGAGCUGCCGUGUGCACGAAGGCCGUCAAUUUGGGAGUGACAUUCUACACGGCAAAGGAGUUGGAGCCGGUGAGUAGGAUUGCUGUAUUUGAAAAAAGAAAGUGAUAGUAGAAGGAUUCAGAUUCUGGCAUGUGCUGAGGUUCCGUUCUACAAUAAUCCUAAUGACACCGAUACUAUCAUUUCAAGUAAGCCUAUCUGUAGUACCGUUUAUUGAAAGCAAUGUAUCUCAGUUUUAUGUAGAGAUAUUGUAAAGUUGUCAUCUGAAAAAUGUACCUGAUUCUUCAAUGAGUGAUCAAUUAGUUGACAACUUUUCGAUAUCUCUACGGGCACCUGAGAUACAUCGUCCAGAAUAAACGGCAUUGGGGAGUCUGCUUUAGUUUGUACGGUAAAGUAAGAUUUCAGAUGGAAAGACGUGUGUGAUCAACAACAGUAUGAACAAGGCUCUUUCGGCGCUCUCUCUUUACAAUGGAUGUGAGUUUUCGUAGCUUCAGAAGAAACUUCUCGACCUAGUUGUCUUCAGUCAACGACUGCACGGACCUGAUGGCUCUCAUCGACAAGCUCACGAAACCAUUCAUAAACCAGUGCAAACCGGUCAUCAACAAAGCGUUGAACGUGCUGAACAAGUGCAAAACGAACAAUCAGAAGACGGGAACGGCGAAGCAGAAUGCGUGCAUGAACCAGGUGUACACAAAUUGCAUGGCGAUGGUCACCAAGCAAUUCGUGAACAAAGUGUGCACUGCCAUGUCGAAGGUCGGUUCUUGAACUGUUCCGAACGAGCUCUGAUUGUACUUUCUCAGAAAAUGAGUGCCAAGGAAUGGAAUUGCGGAAAGCAGUACGCUCCGAAAGUGGUCAACGUGCAAAUGUACGAGUGCUACAAUAUUGUCAAGUAAAAACUUAUACAAUAAACACUUUCUCAGUUGAACUUUCUCGUGCGUGUGCAAACAAAAGCAACUUAGUGAUCGGGAUCAAAUCCGAAUCGAGCAGACGCACAGACCGAUCAGUACAAAGUACGCGCCUGCAGCUUUUUGUGCCGUAGCCGCAUCCAUCCCAUAGUAAAGAGUGUUGCGAUGCUCUAGACCCCCACCCGAAACCUUUUUUUCAUGCUCAGGAUGGCAAUCAAUUGCCCCCCUCCUCAUUGCGAGGCUCUUCGUGUCAAAAUCGGUUCUCGCGGAGCCCGCGCAUGUCAAAACUGUCGUCGUCGUGUGGUGCUCCCACAACAGCCAAAACACUGCUCUCCCGGCUCUCCGUUUUUGUGUCAUUGUUUGGAUUGGUCAGCCGAGGCAAGAAAGAGGAGGUCCUUCUUCUCCUCCUCGCCACUCUUAUCAAUUCGGCUUCCAACAUUGGUUCCAAUUACCCCCCUGCUUCGUACAUUGGUUACUGUCCCAGCGAGGUUUCCCUUUAUCUUCUUCUUUCCGCUUCCUUCUUUUGUACUCUCCUCGCUUCUUCUAGAUGCGCACCGAUGUGGGUUCGAUUCCUCUGAUGUGUCUUCUGUCGACACUCACUUCCAGUGUGCUCGGCUACCUUCCGACUGAGGAUCUCACGAAUGCAAUCAUUCCGGGAGGUGGUUUCCCGCCCGGAGAGACUAUUAUUCCGACGGACGGCGAAGAAGAAGGCGAGUUUUUAGAAAGUUCAUUCCCACUUCAACUAGAUUUCAGGUUCACCCGACGAAGACACGGAUUCCGAUGGGAACGAGUCGAUCUACCGUAAGAAAGUGUCGACAUUCCGCCGUCGGAACAUAAAUGCUCCGUUCGGCGGCCGUGUUCCCUUCUCCCGAAUGGCCUACAAAGCUGGUUACGGAUCGAACCGCAUCGGAUUCUCACGGAACGCCGGAACUCCUCAGCAAUUGGGAGGCUACUACGGAGAGCGGAAUCCGUACGGAACCGUCAACAUCGGCGGAUCUUCGUUCCCUCCGCACGUCGUUCCCGAUGAGUACAAUAUGCGUCCGUCGGCGCCGUUCUCCGGUUUGAUUGGCGGAAGUCGUUCGGGCUAUUAUGGGAGUACUGUCGGAAUGAGAAGGGGCGGGGCCAGUGCGAUGAGCUCGCGGAAACCAAAAAUGCCGUCGACCGAGUACCCACGUGAGUCGUUUCGUUUCUUCUCCGAUUCAUUUCCCUCUUCAGCCGACUAUGCUUCCAAUGAUCUGAUGAACAGCUUCAACGGCGGCGGCGGAAACUCUCCUAUUCCGUCUCUUCGGGAACUUGCCACGUAUGCUUCUCGGUAUGGUCCUGCUUACCUUCGAGAAAGGUUUGGUGCCCACGAGUCUGGAAUGGAAAGAAUGCCGUACGGUGGUCCCCAAGUGCCGCCACGUGGAGGUGGAAUCCCGAUCGACUUCAACAUGAACAUUGCCUCCAAUCAUUGGAAUGGAGCAAAGGGCAUCGGAUCUCCGAUCGGAAUCAUGUCGCGCGAUGUGGAUUCCUAUCAGCACGACGACGCGACCAAAGCAAACAGCGGUAAAAAGACGGGAAGAUCAACAACUACCGGCUCGCCGGAAACGAGCAGCACCACUUCGUCGAAGCCGAAGAAAGCGCGAAAACCGGCAAAGAAAGCAUCAAGUUCUACUACAACUACGACAACAACGUCAAAACCUGAGAAGAAAACGAACAAGAAGAGCGCUUAG